UAAAAUGAAAUCGAUUGAAAUAUUAUUAAUUACUUUUGCCAUAGGAUCAUGCAUUUACACACCUGAUGAACGUCAAUUUAAUUAAGAAGCAUUAACAGGAGCGUUUAGAUUUAACAAUUUGCCUGAACCACAACAUGUAUCGAAUUGUGGAGAUGAUGCUAUUUAAAUUGAUAUUUUUAAUUUUGUUGGAUAUAUGGUCCAAAAAGCAGACAAAGCAAGCUUGUCUUAAUUAUUAGGACUAAAGAAAGAAGUUGACGAUUAUUUUAAUGUAGUUAAAUUAAAUAAUUAUUUAGGCACUUCCAGAAGAAUACACAAGUUGCUUAUAUGGUGAACCUGAAUUUGCAGAGAUCUGUACUAUAUAUGGAUUGAAAGAGACUGAUAAAAUGGAAUAAAUCACCGAUAAAAUUUAUUAAUAUGCCAUGGCUCAUUUUAUUUCCACAAAGAAAGAGAUUCAUUAAGGAAAUAUUUUAUGGAAUACAGACCAUAACUAUAAUGAUGCAGGAUAUUNUAUAUAUGAUAUUUAAAAUGAAAUAUAAUUAAAUAAAUUUAAAAAUAAAAUUAAUAAUAAAUUAAAUAAUGGGAAACGAUAUGCAAAGAGUGUAAUAAUUAGGGGAUAGUAUAAGAUAAUUGAGAGAAGAUAUGGAUGCAUUAUCAAAAAUUGCCCCUUAAGUUGAA
Molecule: messenger RNA, 675 nt
Organism: Paramecium sonneborni
Lineage: Eukaryota; Ciliophora; Oligohymenophorea; Peniculida; Parameciidae
Source: the annotation of a GenBank genome assembly